Molecule: messenger RNA, 8358 nt
Organism: Balaenoptera acutorostrata (minke whale)
Lineage: Eukaryota; Metazoa; Chordata; Mammalia; Artiodactyla; Balaenopteridae
Gene: GLI3
Product: GLI family zinc finger 3
Exons: 15
Coding region: 246-5021 (1591 amino acids)
Biological process (GO): regulation of transcription by RNA polymerase II; smoothened signaling pathway
Cellular component (GO): nucleus
Molecular function (GO): RNA polymerase II cis-regulatory region sequence-specific DNA binding; DNA-binding transcription factor activity, RNA polymerase II-specific
Source: RefSeq, a predicted model, not a curated record
GGGGCGGAGGAGGCGGAGGGCGGGGAGGGAGCGCGCGCGUGGCUCGGGGCGCCCGGGCUCCCCCCCCGCCAGCCCCCGACCCCGGCCCGCGCCGCCUCUUCGCCACCGCCCGCGUCGCCGCUGGGACCCGCUGCGGGCGCGGGGACCCGGCAGGCGGGGAAGCGCGGGCACCCGGCGCGGCCUGCAGGGAGCGAGAAAGCAAAAGGGUUCCUGGUCGCCCAGAGCUGAAGUAAUGAGAAGGCGUCAUGGAGGCCCAGUCCCAGAGCUCCACGACCACUGAGAAGAAGAAAGUGGAGAAUUCCAUAGUGAAAUGCUCCACUCGACCAGAUGUCAGCGAGAAAGCCGUGGCCUCCAGCACCACUUCCAAUGAGGAUGAAAGUCCUGGACAGACCUAUCACAGAGAGAGAAGAAACGCAGUCACUAUGCAGCCUCAGAGCGUCCCGGGGCUUGGCAAGAUCAGUGAGGAACCUUCGACAUCCAGUGACGAGAGGGCCUCGCUGAUCAAGAAGGAGAUCCAUGGGUCCCUGCCCCACCUGGCCGAGCCCUCUGUCCCCUACCGCGGGGCUGUGUUUGCCAUGGACCCCAGGAACGGCUACAUGGAACCCCAUUACCACCCUCCUCAUCUCUUUCCUGCAUUCCAUCCUCCUGUACCAAUCGAUGCAAGACACCAUGAGGGCCGUUACCAUUACGAUCCGUCUCCGAUCCCUCCAUUGCAUGUGCCUUCUGCCUUAUCUAGUAGCCCCACGUAUUCCGACCUGCCCUUCAUCAGGAUCUCCCCGCAUCGGAAUCCCGCUGCAGCUUCUGAGUCCCCCUUCAGCCCUCCGCAUCCCUACAUCAACCCCUACAUGGACUACAUCCGGUCCCUGCACAGCAGCCCGUCGCUCUCCAUGAUUUCGGCCGCCCGCGGGCUGAGCCCCACAGAUGCCCCCCACGCUGGAGUCAGCCCAGCAGAAUACUAUCAUCAGAUGGCUCUGUUAGCCGGCCAGCGCAGUCCCUACGCAGACAUCAUCCCCUCCGCUGCCACCGCCGGCGCAGGGGCCAUCCACAUGGAGUAUCUUCACGCCAUGGAUAGCACCAGAUUCCCCAGCCCCCGGCUGUCAGCCAGGCCAAGCCGAAAACGUACACUGUCCAUUUCACCACUGUCCGAUCAUAGCUUUGACCUUCAGACCAUGAUUAGGACGUCUCCCAACUCCUUGGUCACCAUUCUCAAUAAUUCCCGCAGCAGCUCUUCAGCAAGUGGCUCCUACGGCCACUUAUCUGCAAGUGCAAUCAGCCCUGCCCUGAGCUUCACCUACCCUUCUGCACCCGUGUCUCUCCAUAUGCAUCAGCAGAUCUUAAGCCGACAGCAGAGCUUAGGCUCGGCCUUUGGACACAGCCCUCCACUCAUCCACCCUGCCCCAACCUUCCCGACACAGAGGCCUAUUCCCGGGAUCCCUACGGUCCUCAACCCUGUCCAGGUCACCUCCGGCCCUUCCGAGUCCUCACAGAACAAGCCCACGAGUGAGUCCGCUGUGAGCAGCACCGGCGACCUAGUACAUAACAAACGCUCCAAGAUCAAACCCGAUGAAGACCUCCCCAGCCCGGGGCCUCGGGGCCAGCAGGAACAGCCUGAAGGGACAACCCUGGUGAAGGAGGAAGGCGACAAAGAUGAAAGCAAACAGGAGCCUGAAGUCAUCUACGAGACAAACUGCCACUGGGAAGGCUGUUCUCGGGAGUUCGACACCCAGGAGCAGCUGGUGCAUCAUAUAAAUAACGACCAUAUCCAUGGAGAAAAGAAGGAGUUCGUGUGUCGGUGGCUUGAUUGCUCGAGAGAACAGAAACCCUUCAAAGCCCAGUACAUGUUGGUAGUGCACAUGCGCAGGCACACAGGGGAGAAGCCUCACAAAUGCACUUUUGAAGGUUGCACAAAGGCCUACUCGAGACUCGAAAACUUGAAAACACACUUGAGAUCUCACACUGGAGAGAAACCGUACGUCUGUGAGCACGAAGGUUGCAACAAGGCUUUCUCGAAUGCCUCUGAUCGCGCCAAGCACCAGAACAGGACACAUUCCAACGAGAAACCGUACGUGUGCAAAAUCCCCGGCUGCACCAAGCGCUACACAGACCCCAGCUCCCUCCGGAAACACGUGAAGACCGUGCACGGCCCAGAGGCUCACGUCACCAAGAAGCAGCGUGGGGAUGUGCAUCCCAGGCCCCCGGCGCCAAGAGAUUCCGGCGGCCACUCACAGUCUAGGUCACCCGGCCGGCAGACUCAGGGAGCCCUCGGGGAGCAGAAGGGCCUCAGCAACACUACCUCAAAGCGGGAAGAAUGCCUCCAAGUGAAAACGGUCAAGGCGGAGAAGCCCAUGACAUCUCAGCCAAGCCCUGGUGGUCAGUCUUCAUGCAGCAGCCAACAGUCCCCCAUCAGCAACUAUUCCAACAGUGGGCUCGAGCUUCCUCUAACCGAUGGAGGUGGUAUGGGCGACCUCAGUGCCAUCGACGAAACCCCAAUCAUGGACUCGACCAUUUCCACUGCAACCACAGCCCUCGCUUUGCAAGCCCGGAGGAACCCGGCAGGGACCAAAUGGAUGGAGCACGUCAAGCUAGAAAGACUCAAACAAGUGAAUGGAAUGCUUCCGCGACUGCAUCCCAUUCUACCCCCCAAAGCCCCUGCGGUCUCUCCUCUCAUAGGAAACGGCACGCAGCCCAGUACCAGCUGCAGUCUGGGCGGGCCCCCGCCGCUUCUCCCGAACAGAAGCGACCUUUCUGGGGUGGACAUCACCAUGCUGAACCUGCUCAACCGCAGAGACAGCAGCGCCAGCACCAUCAGCUCCGCCUACCUGAGCAGCCGCCGCUCCUCCGGCAUCUCGCCCUGCUUCUCCAGCCGCCGCUCCAGCGAGGCGUCCCAGGCCGAGGGGCGCCCCCAGAACGUGAGCGUGGCCGACUCCUACGACCCCAUCUCCACCGACGCGUCGCGCAGGUCCAGCGAGGCCAGCCAGGGCGACGGGCUGCCCAGCCUGCUCAGCCUCACGCCCGCCCAGCAGUACCGCCUGAAAGCCAAGUACGCCGCUGCCACGGGCGGUCCGCCGCCCACCCCGCUGCCCAACAUGGAGAGGAUGAGCCUCAAGACCCGGAUGGCCCUGCUGGGCGAUGGCAGGGAGCCCGCGGGGACCCUGCCUCCCGUACAUCCUCCCCGGAGAUGCAGCGACGGCGGGGCCCACGGCUACGGCCGGCGCCCGCUGCUGCCCCAGGAUGCGCUGGGCAACGGCGUGAGAAGAGCCAGCGACCCGGUGCGGACGGCCUCCGAGAGCCUCUCGCUGCCCCGGGUGCAGCGAUUCAACAGCCUUAACAGCUUCAGCCCUCCGGUGUUGCCUCCAUCCCUGGAGAAGCGUAAUCUAGUGCUUCAGAACUACACGCGGCCAGACGGGGGCCAGUCCCGACCCUUCCACGCGUCUCCCUGUCCCCCGAGCAUUACUGAGAACGUCACCCUGGAGUCCCUGACCAUGGACGCCGAUGUGAGCCUGAACGAUGAGGAUCUCCUGCCCGACGACGUGGUGCAGUAUUUAAACUCCCAGAACCCAGUCGGGUAUGAGCAGCACUUCCCGGGCACCGUCUCUGAUGACAGCAAAGUGCCCCACGGUCCCGGCCUGGGGAGCGGGCCCGGCGACUUUGACCCACUUGGGCUGCCCGGCAGCCACGCCAGCCAGCAGUAUCGCGGGCUGGAACCGCCCUGCACUGAUGCCGGUAAACCCGACCUGCCCAUUCAGUGGAACGAAGUCAGCUCAGGCAGCGCCGACCUGUCCUCCUCCAAGCUGAAAUGCGGCCCGCGGUCCACAGCGCAGCAGGCCCGCGCCUUCGCGCUGUACAGCCACGUGGGCGUCCACCCACAGAAUCCCUUGAGGAGCGGGGCUGGCCCGGCUGGGGGGUAUCCGACCCCCGGCGAGCACGGCAGCUCCUUCGGGGGCCCGGAGCACUUGGUGAGCCACGGCGGCGGCGGCGGCGGAGCUGCGGGCACCAACGGGAACGCCUUCCACGAACAGCCCUAUAAGGCCCAGCAGUAUGGAAACUGCCUGGCCCGGCAGCCCGGCUCCCCCGGCUGGCUCGACGGGGCCUGCGGUGCCGGGAUGCAGGCAGCGAAGCUGCAAAGCAUCCCCGUGCCAGGCAGCGGGAGCCAGCCGGAUUUCGGCCUGUCGGUGGCACCGAACGAGUCAGCCGGCAGCACGGUGAAUGGCAUGCCCAGCCCAGACCCGGUGGGACAGGGGUACCUGGUGCAUCAGCUCCUUAGUGACAGCAUGCACCCCCAGGGGGCAGGCCGCCCCGGGCAGCACGUGCUGGGGCACGGCAGCGCUACCUCACACAUCCACGUCUAUCAAGGGCCAGAAAGCGGCCUGCCAGGGCCUCCCAGCACCGGCAUCCAGCUGUCAAGCUUGGCAGCCGUCAGGGGCUACCAGCCGUGUGCCAGCUACGGGGGCGGCCGGCGCCAGGCUGGGCCGAGGGGCGGCCUCGCUCUGCAGCCAGGACAGCUCAGCGACCCAAGUCAGACCUGCAGGGUGAACGGCAUCAAGGUGGAGAUGCCCGGGCAGCCCCAUCAGCUCUAUUCGAGUGUGCAGAGUUACUCUGGUCAGUUCUAUGACCAAACCAUCGGCUUCGGUCAGCCAGACGUGAAAACCGGGUGCUUCUCCGUGUCAGAAGCCAGCUGCCUGCUCCAGGGGGCGAGCGCCGAAAACUCUGAACUACUCUCCCCGGGUGCUAACCAGGUGACGAGCACAGUGGACAGCCUCGACAGCCAUGACCUGGAAGGGGUGCAGAUUGACUUCGAUGCUAUCAUAGAUGACGCGGACCACGCCAGCCUGAUGUCAGGAGUCCUGAGCCCAAGCAUCAUUCAGAACCUCUCUCAUAGCUCCUCCCGGCUCACGACGCCACGCGCCGCCCUCCCGUUGCCAGCUCUGUCUCUGAGCACCACCAACAUGGCAAUCGGGGACAUGAGUUCUCUGCUGACCUCCCUCGCGGAAGAAAGCAAAUUCCUUGCAGUUAUGCAGUAGGCAUUAGGGGGAAAAGAAAAAAAAGAAAAAAAAAAAAAGACUGCCAAGAGACCUGAAACUUUAGGAGUUUAAAAGAUUAAAUUGACCCUUUUUUUUUUUUUUUUUUUUUUGGCUGUUUCGUUUUUGUUUUUUUUUUUAGUUCUGUAUAUGUUUUAGCAAUCUCAUCUCACCUAACUGGGAUGUGUUUCAAGUAUAUUCCUUUUAUGGAAAAGGACUCUGAAAAACCCUAAAGUAUUCUAGGGAGAAACUGUCUUCCAUUUCAGUUUUGAAUCAGUAUUGUUACACUCGAAACACCCUCUUUUUUUAAAAAACUGUAAGCCCGCCCUCCCCCCCCCCUUUUUUUUUUAGUAAACCGGUGUAAAUGUGUGGUGUGCACGUUCUUUCUUUUUGGAGAGAGGGCAAAGGAAAGGAUUUGACAGGUUUCUCUGUUACUCCAAGGAAAUAGGAAUUGGUGUGCUUGUGACCAAGGGGUUACACUUCCAGCUUUUUUCCAUUUUCCUUUACAUACGUUCAACGUUUGUUUUUGUGUUUUGUUUCUUUUGUUUUUUUAAUUCCCACACUGGGCACGAGAAUCAGAACAUGGAGAGUGAGUUUGGGAAUCCAUGGAGAGUGAGUUUGGGAAUCUCUUGUGAGCGUACUGUAUCAGAGGUCACAGGUUUUUGAGACGCUCCUCGCCCACAGUUCAGUUCAGAGCACGCUUUAGACAGAUACACACAGGUCGAAAUUUGGGACUCUUGCACAUGAAAUGGUGUGCCCACCAUUGGGGUUUAAAAUUCUUCCUGUCCAUACACGAGCUUAGGGUGGGUAUGUGUAUACGACAGUUCUCAGUUAUCAACCUUGCCUCCUCUCUCUCUUUCUGUCCGUGAAUGUUCAGUGCUCUUCCAGGGAGAUGGGGAAGGGCGCUGGGUGACACUCAGACAUGCUAUUACUUUCAUCUGUUCUGGUAAGAAGGUAGGUGGCUUGCAGAUUCAAGCUACUGUGGAGAAUUUGUUUGGGGAAUAUUUGUGGGUUUGCAUAUUUGUUGAUAGUUCCAUCUUUUGCCCCGUUUUCAUAGAUAACUGAGAAUUGAUGAUAUCUAGUUCUGAGUAUAUAGGUACUUAACCCCACAGCUGGCUAUGUCAUUAACAUAUGUUAAUUCCACUAUAGCGAAGGAGUAUUUCUAUUCUAAGUGCCCUAUUUUAGGGGAUUUAUAAAACUUGGUUGUAAAAGAAAAAAGCUCACAGACAAAGAUAUUUGGAAUAAAUCGCUUCAAAUAUUUUUAGUAUUUAAAAGCACUAGGGAAGAAGUUUUGUAGCUGUGUGGAUACCUUUUUUUUGCACCCUAUCUAUUAAGUGAUGCAUCCAUUUAAGAAGUUAAGUGUUCCACGCAGUUUGUCCUUAAUGUGGACUUAAUCUGGACUUUUGUUUUGGAUUAAAGCAUUUAAAGAUUUUAAAAGUGCAGCUACUCCCCAGGUGCAGUUGCUACACAUAAAAGACAUACUAUGUGUGCACAGAGUACGUGGAUUAUCCAGCAUUUUACUUUUAAAAAUAUGUAAGCUAUGAAAAUAAAACAUUGACACCUCAGGCUACCUGCUGUAUUCUGUCCCCUUGACCCUGGAGUUGGAUUUUUCCAAAGUGAUUCAUGAGUCCAUUAUGUGGCUUUUUCCCUUUAUUCCUGCCAUUUAAAUUAGUAUUAGACAAAAUCAAAUAAAAGUAUUAAAUAGAAAGAAUAUUAGGACCAGCCCAUUUUUCUCAUGUUUAUGUUCUCUCAUUUGGACCAAGAAUCUCAGUGUGGAAGUAAAAUUGCCCUUUGGGACUUUGGCUAAGACAGUUGGUUUGCUUUCAACUAAAUGAAAGCAGAGAGAUGCCGAGGUUCUCCGGCCAUCCACCCCCACCUCCCACCCAGUGCAACACCUUCAUUUCAAUCAAAGGAAGCAUCCACUUCAGAACAGAGUCCAAAAUCAAAAGACAAGUAGUGAUCUGAACUAGGAGAGUUGAGUCUCUACCACUUUUCAAUGGAAAGAUCAAGGCAUUUUCUGUGUUCUUCAAACAGGUCAUGAUCUGGUUACAAAAUCAGUAAUCCAUUCCCUGAAUCUUGUUUUUUCCAUGAAUUCAAAAUCUCCCGGUCCUGGUCUGAGCCAGCAUGCCCUUGUGGCUUAAUCCAAUCCCUGUCCUCCUUCUCCUCCCUCUGAAUCCUUUCCCCACUAGCAUUCCUAGAUGUGUCCUGCAUUUAUCAAUUGCCAUAAUUUCCCAUGUCACCUUUGCCCUACAUGGAAGGAUGGACGGAGCCUGGGAUGAGCAAGGUUGUCACCUUGUGCCUCUGUUUUUCCUUUGGUUUCUGGUGAUUCUCCGGGUUACCCCCUAUCUUUUUCUCGUCAUACUUUGUUUUCUUUGCUCCCGCCUUCAGAUUUGCAGGAGACACUCAUGCUUCAGCUCAGUAUUUGGCUUCUCUCAGUAUGGAAAUCUCAGAAGGAUGGAGGAAAGGAGAGGCGGAAGAGGAAAGUGUAUUUUUCCAAUCUGUUAAGAUAGUGUAAGGAAGAUCUUUUGGGGCCACUUACAAGUGUCCCGUCUGGACAUGGAUCUCUGUAGACUGGGCAUCUCCUGUGAUGGAACCCAUCCCCAGCCUCCCAUCUUCUCUCCACUUCCCUGUCCCUUGCGUUUAGGGAGAUAACACCAACUCUCUAGGGUCAUGGCUACUUUUUAAUGCAGGCUCAUACACGGUACCGCUGUUUGGCAUCCAUGUUAAACAUGUUCAAUCCAUUUUGUUUUCUUUUCUAAAGAACUAAUUAGACUGCCCCUGCUCCUCACUCACUGGCUCACCCUCUUGAGCUGCAGAGUUUCGAUUCUUGCGAUGUAUGUGCCUUAUUUUAUGUUAAUGUCGUCGAAGCGAGGGACCAGUUGGUAUUGCCCAGUCAGGGCUCAAGGCUGCGUGCUCCCCAGCCGAGAGCACACGAUUGUAGCAGAGUCUGAGCUGUCUUGUAACCUGGCUUCCCAUGUUGUUUUGAACUGAUAGGAGGAUGUCCUCUUCUGACAAGUUACCGUUGUGUAUCCUGCAAAUGUGUAAGAUAAAGUACGAGUUCAUUGUUUUCACCUUUUUUAGAUUUUUAAAAAAAUAAAAUGUGUAAUCCUUUUUUUAAAAGAAACACGUGUAAAUACAUUUAAGUAUUGUAGGCAUAGUGUUUGGACGUGGCCGGCCCCGGGCCUUCCUCGGAUCAGCCCGCAGCCCGUGCAAUGCCCACCCGCGCCCACCUCUAGCCGGGGGCUGCAGCCCCGCCACAGAUGGACUCUACUUUUGCUUUCAGAACCACUUAGUCUUUUUAUAACAAAGAGAAAGAACAAUGUUUCUUACAAUGUCAAUA